This is a messenger RNA of Mycotypha africana, 318 nucleotides long. RefSeq lists its product as uncharacterized. The record is from RefSeq and is a predicted model, not a curated record. The transcript has 2 exons. Gene Ontology annotation, biological process: positive regulation of cell population proliferation. The annotation marks the transcript as partial. Lineage: Eukaryota; Fungi; Mucoromycota; Mucoromycetes; Mucorales; Mycotyphaceae. Gene Ontology annotation, cellular component: nucleus.
AAAAAAGUAUUAAGCAAUGAUGAACUAUUAUACGAUCCAGAUAUGGAUGAUAAUGAUGAAUCUUGGGUGAUAAAGCAGAUCAACAGUAAGGGUUUAAUAGCUCGGCAAUACAUUCUAAUAUUUUCUCGCUUUAGGCAUGAAAAGUUUGCAAAUCAAUUCAGAGCCAUGUUUGUACAUAAUUGUCAUGCAAUUAAAAAUGAACGAUAUAAAUAUGAAGACGAAUAUUAUUAUAAAGUUGUCUGUGAUAACUGCGGUAUACAAGUGGCGAUGAUGGAAGAAGACGAAAUAUAUCAUUUUUUUAAUGUUGUGCCCACAUAA